UCAAAAUAUAUUAAAAAUUUUGGUCCAAUUGAAACAUUCUUAUUUAAGUUGUGCUUUAACGUAAGAUCUUAAUUGCUAAUUUUAUUUAUGAAAUAAACAUUAAAAUACAUCCCAAAUAAAAUUUAUCCAAGUUUCUUAUUGAUGUUUUCAAAGAUUCCUUUAAGGUGCUGGUUUGCAUGUACACGUUGCAUAAUCCAAUAUUUCGUCGCCACAUGAUUCUGAAGUUUCAGUACAAUCAGUCUGUUCCACACAUUGACAACCCCAAGGAUCGAAAACUUCUCCAUUGUUGCAAUUUUGAACAUCACAUGUACAACUGCAAACAUCGGCAUCAUAAUUCCAUCUCGCAUUAGGACAUUGAACAUCACAUGUUUCGUUUGUGUUACCUCCUUGAGCUGCAGCUACAUCAGAUUUAAGUCUUUCGUACCAUUCAACAAGUUGAUCUGUUCUUUCUUGCACAAAUCCUACAUCCAGAUCGUUAGUGGAAUCGUCAACAUAUUUAUUCAAGUCCGGUAUUCCUUGUUUUAACGUGUCCAAAUUCUCUAGUAGUUUAUCCCUUUUGUCUUGGGAUACACUAAGAGUAUUUAUAUCAUUUCUUAGUCUUUCCAAGUCAUUCUCAAUAUCUGGAAGCCUUCCGUAGUUAUCUACUGGAACACAUGCGCAAAUACUUAUGGCUUUAUUAAGAACUUCGUUGAUUUCACAUGGACCUUCAAAUGUACAUGAUGGAUUAUUCUUGUCGAUAAAAUCAGCAUUAUCUUUUUCGAGUUGUUCCACUUUUUCAGACAUUUCUUGAAUCAUAGCAUCAAUAACAGCAUCAUCAGGUGCUUCACUGUUAUUAUAGAAGUAAUUGUAUAUCUUUGCAGACAGAUCUUGAAUAGCCAAAGCUUUUUCUUUUAAUCCAUCGAUUUCAUUAUCAAUAUCUUUACCAUCAUAAUUGAAAAUUUUCUUGUGAAGAGUAAUGAAUCUUGUUGAGAUUUCAAAAUAUUUUCCAACUUUUUGAGAUGUAUAACAUUCACAGGUUUCUUUCACUGGAACGUAGUUUUCCGGACAAUUGCUUUCUGCACAAACUUGGCCUGAGGAAAUGUAAGUAUCGAUUUCUGUUGUAAUUUCAUCGAUUCGUGUUGUGAUUGCUUCAAUUCGCUCUAUCAAUGUAUCCCUACCAAAUUCUUCGAAUCUGAAAGACGUGUCAUAUUUAGUCGCUUUUGCAUCAUCCAAGAGUUCGUAAAGUGUAUUGAGUGUAGAUUUCACAAAUUCAGAAUCACUUGUGAUAGCAGAAAUCUUGUCAAUAAGGUUUUUAAUAGUCUCUUCCCAUCCACGAGUGGGCACUCCUUCUUGAAAUUCUCUACAAAAACAAUUGGCCCAAUCAUGCACUUGGCUUGCAUUGCAACCCAAAUGACAAUAACAUAUACAAUCAUCAUGUAAAACUAAAUUGGGAGCACAAACAGUGCCACCACAUAUCUCUGGUUUUAAAUCAUCUAUGAAUGCUUCAACAUUAAAUUGUAAAUCUAUCAACUUUGUCUUGAUGUAUGAAAGUCUUCCAUUCACAAAAUCGGUAUCUAAAUUAUCACAAUUACUAUUCAAAUAAGAAGUAAGUUCAUCGAUGGCAUCUUGAAUCAGAUCAAUUUCAUUGGCAAUUUCAGGUGUAGAUGAUUCGGAUGCUUGAAGAUCAUCUCUUAGUUUCUUCAAAUCAUCAACAGCUUUUUCGAAUUCAUCACUUCCAGGAUAAUUUGUACAAGGAGGGUUGGUAGGUGCUUGCGUUGGUGCAGCAGUAGGUGCUUGCGUUGGUGCAGCAGUGGGUGCUUGCGUUGGUGCAGCAGUGGGUGCUUGCGUUGGUGCAUCAGUAGCUGGUUCCGUUGGUGGAUCAGUGAGAG
This is a messenger RNA of Clunio marinus, 1868 nucleotides long. Lineage: Eukaryota; Metazoa; Arthropoda; Insecta; Diptera; Chironomidae. The record is from the annotation of a GenBank genome assembly.